AUGCAUUUUCUCUUUCCCCGAGCUUCGAAUAAUGGAUGCUCCGAGGGCGAAUCAUACUAUGUCUGCUCCGCGGGGUCUUUUCGUGGAUGUUGCUCGACUGAUCCAUGUGCGUCGGGCAAAUGUUCAGACUAUCAUUCGACCACAUUCCAGACUACGUCCUCGAACUCGAACUCGCAUUCGACCACUUCGGCCAGAAACACUCCGACUGCAGGUCGGACGUGCACUGUGACGGAGCAAACCAUCUCCACGGCAAUAUUGACGAGCUCUGGAGUUAGCCUUAGCGUGGAUAAUCAGACCAGUAUCCUAUACGUUUCAGCAACGAGCACCCCCCCAGUCGUUCCAACCAGCGGAACCACCAAAUCCACGAACACAGGAGCCAUCAUCGGGGAAAUUCUGGGAGGUCUAGCAGGUCUAACCAUCUGCGCAGCGCUGAUAUGGAUCUGCCUCCGACGCAAGCAACAAGCAAAGCUCGACAUCAGAUUGCUCUCGUCGUCAUCUGCCCAAUCUCCACAUGGUCGAGAGAUAUCUUCCAUCCGCGCGAUCACCCACCUACCACGAAAAUUCAACACUCAACGAUGGAACGCCGAUCACAAGAUCGUUUCACUCAUCCCCAGACUCCCAGACAUCGACAACAUCUCAGACUCCGUGGUAAGCCCACCACUCACAAGAGGCACAGGAGGCACAGGAGCAUCCCACACAAACACAACCAUCUCUAGCAUCAGCUCAUCAAGACCAAGUCUAAGCCUACACGGCCCCUCCAUCGGUCCAUCAGAACGCUCGGCCUUCACCGCCGGCAUCAGCAGUAUCUCCUCAAGAUCGACAUCCCAAAUCCCGCAAAUGCCUUUAACCCCUCGAAUCCAACCCCACACAUUCCUCUUCCCCAAGCUCUACGAUACACCAGUCAACUGCUCACGCGCUGAACUAGCCCCAUACUCCUGCAGCGAACUAAUUAAAAUACCCCUCGAACAAAGAUCGAGGAAUCUGAGGCCACAUGGACAACUACCCAAACUCAAUUCAAAACCAACAGAUCCCCCUCUCCCAUCCGUUGAUAGUAUUAGCCCUCUAGAGCUGAGCAGCCCGACAUCGAUGCCUCGCGAAACACGACAAAGACUCGUCACGUCAGACUCGGUCGUUCUAGCUGCGAAUCUGGAUCGGUACUCUGUGCCCAUUGUGCUGGCGCCUAAGCUCCAGGAAGAAUGGUCCGGUGAUCCGGAAUCGGAUCAUGUUAUGAGAUUUCUGAAAUAUGAGAGGGGGCAUGUUGUUGAAAUGGCGGAGAAAGAGAGGGGUGGGGACUCCUAG
Penicillium atrosanguineum is the source of this 1299-nucleotide messenger RNA. RefSeq lists its product as uncharacterized. Bases 1 to 1299 code for a protein of 432 amino acids. NCBI's taxonomy places the organism in Eukaryota, Fungi, Ascomycota, Eurotiomycetes, Eurotiales, Aspergillaceae. The transcript has a single exon. The record is from RefSeq and is a predicted model, not a curated record.